AUGCGGUGUGAGGCGCUGGAGCUGCGCGACGGCGACAAGGGCCGGCUGCUGGGGAAGGGCGUGCUGAAGGCGGUGGAGAACGUGAACUCCUUGAUCGCCCCGAAGCUGCUGGGCAUGGACGUGCGGGACCAGAAGAAGAUCGACGAGGUGAUGGUGCAGCAGCUGGACGGGUCCAAGAACGAGUGGGGCUGGUCCAAGGCCAAGCUGGGCGCCAACGCCAUCCUGGCGGUCUCCAUGGCGGUGUGCCGCGCCGGCGCCGCCGCUAGUCAGAUGCCGUUGUACCAGUACAUCGCGAAGAUCUCGGGCAAGCCCACCGACAAGCCGCUCGCAACCACUAGGGCUUGGCUCACUCGUGUUUGCGGAGACGUAAACCCUGGGCAAAGCGCGCGAGCAGCCGCCAUGGACGCUUUUCUGGUGAGCCUGGGUCUGGACCCGGAGGAGGAGUUGAUUUUCAAGAUCUGGGAGGAGCAGCUCGAGGCCCCAGCAGCCGCCGGCCUGGACAUACGAGGCGAGCCGCCGCGGGCGCUCCAAGCGCCGCCGCCGCCGCGCCGUCCUUCGGCCCGGGGCCGCGCCAAGGGCCGGGGGAAGGGCGCGCCGGGCGCGAGGGGCGCGAAGGAGGCAGAGGACCGGCAUUGGCUGGAGGCGCUGGACGUGCUGCGGUCCCUCCGCAGAGAGGAGCUGCAGCCGAACGGCUCCGCAGUGGGCUCCUGUGUGGCCGCCUGCGGCGCCUGCGGCGCGUGGCAGGCCGCCGCGGCGCUGCGGGAGGAGGCGGCCCCCAAUGUGAUCACCAGCACUGCGGCAGUCCAGGCCUGUGCCAAAGCGUCGGCGUGGAAGGAGGCGGUGGGAGUCUUCGCGAGCUUUCGGGCGGCCUCCCUGGAGGCCAACGUGCGGAGCUUCACCGCGGCCGCGGGCGGCUGCCAGCUGCGCUGGGCCCGGGCGCUCCACGUCUUCGGCGCCGCCCGGCGCCGGGGGCUCCAGGCGGACGCGCGCCUGGCGGCGGCGGCAGCGCGGGGCGUGUUGAAGGGGUACUGGCCCCGCGCCUUUAGCCUCCUGGUGCGCAGCGGCGAAGGUCAACGAUCCGUGGCUGCCUGGAACGCGGUGCUGCCGAUGUGCCUCUGGCAGCGCUCCGCGCGGCUCUUGGCGAUGCUGGGCACCUUAGGCCUGCAAGGGGACGCCUUCUCCUUCUCGAGCUGCAUUGCAGCCUGCGAGUGGAAGGACCAGCCACGCUGGCGCCAGGGCCUGUGGUUCCUAGCGCAGGCGCAGCGGUGCGGCUGCGGUUCGGACGGCGUGGUGCGGGCGGCAGCGGUGCAGGUGUGCAGGAGGUGGAGCUGGCGCGUGGCGGGGCAGCUCCUCGCUCAGAGCCUCGAAAGGUCCGGCGCCGGUGACGCCCUUCGCGCGGCCUUCCCCAGAAAAGCGGACGACGACGACGAGCAGAGUUGGGUGCGGGCGCUAUCGCUGCUGGACCUCCAGCGCAAGGAGUUGGCUCAGGACCUGGCCGGCUUCAACCGGGCCAUCAGCGCCUGCGGCGGGGCCCAGUGGGAGAGGGCCUGGCACCUCUUCUGGGAGCUCCAAGACUGCGGCUGCCAGGCGGACGCCUACUCCUUCACUUCCACCAUCAGCGCUUGCGGGGAGGGCGGGCAGUGGCGCUUGGCCCUCUGGCUCUUCGAUCGCUGUCCGGGCGGUCCGGGCGAAUGGGCCCCUGCCUUCCAUGCGGCGCUCAGCGCGUGUGAGAAGGCGGCCCAGUGGCCCCAGGCUCUCGCGCGGCUCAGAGCCUCCGAUGCGGCGGCGACGGAGCUCCCGGCGCUGUGCGCGGCGCUGGGGGCGCUGCUGCGGGCGGAGGAGCUGACGCGGGCGAAGGCGCUGCUGGACGCGGAGUGGCAGAGCAAGGGCCUGGCCUCCGCGAGGACCGGGUGGACCUUGGCGGCACGGAAUGACCAGCUGCUGGGGGCAGCGCUGGUGGCAUGCGAGAAGACCGGCGACUGGCGGCAGGUGUUUUUGGGCCUCGCCUUCCUGUCGCUGAUCUUUGAGCGGCGCCAGGGCCUGGGGCCUUGGACUUUGAAAGCCUCGGGCACCUUGGGCUGGGACCGGCACCUGGCGGGGCUGGGCUGGUCGGCGGUGGCCAUCGUGGGGCGCCCGGCCGCCUCGGCGCUGCGCAAGGAGAUCGCUACCAAGCGGGCGGGGGCGGCGGUGUCCCACGCCGAACAGGUGGGGAUGACCUCCCUGGUGCAGGGCGCCGUGGCGGCGGGCUUGUUGCUCUGGAGCGGCGGCUUCCGGUGUCUGGACCUCCCGCGGGGCUUCUGGAUCUGCUUGGGGGUCUCCGCCGCGCUGAACGCCGUGAUCAAGACCUCCGAGACCCACGCCUACAAGAUCGGGGAGAUGUCUCUGUGCGCGCCCUUCCUCGCCUUUGACCCGGUGAUCCAGCUCUUGGUGGGCACCUUGCUGCCGGUGCUCUGGGGCGGUCCGCCGGCCGCCUUCUCGCCCCGCAAGGCCUCCGCGGUGUGCUGCAUCGCCGCGGGGAUGCUGGCGCUGGCCAAGACUCAGCAGAAAGCCGCGGGGAGGACAGGGAGGCUGCCGGCGGGCGCCGUUUUCGUGCUGCUGAACUGCUUCCUCUACUCCGCCACCUACCGCUUGGACGCCUGCGCCGUCAACUUGGCCAGCGGCGCCUUGUUGCUGGCCUACAGCCGCCUGGUGAUGGCGGCUCUGUGCUUCGGCGCGCAAGCGGCGAGCUCCGCCCGUCGCGAGGCCGAGUCGGGGCUCUGGGAGCCGCGGACGCUGGCGCUGCUGCUCUUCGUGUGCCUCGUGGAUGGCUUGUACAUGCUGAGCAUGUACAAGGCGGUGUCGCUGAUCUCGCCGGAGCUGGUGGCAGCGGUGAAGCGGGGCGGCGGCAUCGUGGUGAGCGCCCUCUUCGGGGCGAUCUUCUUCCAUGAGCGCCUGGAGGGUCGGAAGCGGCUGCUGGCGGUGGUGGCGCUCGGGGUGGUGGUGCUCUGCCUCUGA
Messenger RNA from Effrenium voratum, 2994 nucleotides. The record is from the annotation of a GenBank genome assembly. NCBI's taxonomy places the organism in Eukaryota, Dinophyceae, Suessiales, Symbiodiniaceae.